ACAGUCGACGCGGUAUCGUUCAAAAGAAUAAGGGCAGCUUAUACCGACGGAUUAACGGACCACUCGAUCGAGCACGUUGACGGCUGUGGACAAAAAAAGAAAGAAUGCUACGUUCGAUCUUGCUUUUGGCCUUUCUAUCGAAUUCGGUAACAAAAAUCUCUUUCACUUUGAGUACGUCGUACUAUAGUAGUGUAUUCGAUAAUCAAAAAAAACUUUUCCGAUUACGUUAUAAGCAAAGAAUUGUAUUUGCAUAAAUGCGUUUAGAAGAGAAUGAUAUCGAAACUAAUAGAGUAGUACAUCUAGUCCUCUUUUUUUUCCUUGGAGUCUUUUCAGAGUUUUGUAUAAAACGCUCCCCAAAGACGCUAAUCUGCACCCGAACAAACGCGCCCAUUAAUUGUUCCGUUAGUUAAUUAACGUUUCUUAGGCUCAAAUCGAACGCGUUCGAAUCGCCUCACUGACCUGGUCUACCGAUAUCCGUUCCCGUUUGGCAAACACACGAAUAGAUGCUCUAAUAGAAAAUGAAAGCAAUUCUACUGUCAAGACGACGCUCAAGCUUCGCAUACCCCGUUCUGCCUACAUUCGACGCUUGGGGUAAUACUGAUCGGGCCAGAGUCACCGACAGGGCUAAGGAUACUGAAAAAGUAAAGGGCCCUACCGACACAAUAGAAGUGCAAACAAAACUAGAAGUACAAGCCCACAGUUCAGCUCGGGUCGAACUGGAUUAUGUUUUGCUCCUUAAUGAAAGAUCCGGGGUCAUAGAACACAUACUCCAUGUUGACCCUGGAGAAGCUUUAGUUAGGAACCUCAAAGCGGAUAUUAGGGUAAGGGAAACUAAGGAAAUUGAAAAAUUUGAAGUAAAACCAAAGACUUCAACUAACGUCACGAUAAGGAGAACAAACGAAUUACGGGUGGUUUGGCAACAAUUAAACUACAAGAAACAGAAGACGCCACUCGAGCAGAUCGUUUUACUGUACUAUUUGCGUAAGAACGGAAUAGAUGAUGCAGGCGUUCUCGCCGUAGGCGGCGGUUAUAUGCUGCAUGCAGCAAAAAUUCAUGUAAAAAAACCGGUAGAACGAAGGGUAGUCUUUGCAGUAGACAGUAGUGCCUCCAUGAAAGGCUUCCGUUUGCAGCAACUUAGAAAAGCUCUGACGGCGGCUUUGGACCAGCUGACCGAAGCAGAUUACUUUAACGUGUUGCAUUUCAAUACCAAAGUGACGUGGUGGAGACAGGGUGAACUGCAAAAGGCGUCUGCGAAAAACGUUGAGGACGCUAAGGACUUCAUGUCAAGCAGGAUUCGGCCUACUGGCUGGACCAACAUUAAUUCUGCGUUACUGGAAAGUGUCCGUAUGCUGACGAAAGCUGCUCGCCACGUUCAUCCAUCCAAGGCAUCCUUCAUCAUCUUCAUAACGGACGGCCGGCCUUCUGUUGGUGUAACAAACCAAAGUCAGAUCAUUUCUAACAUCAAACGACGAACGUCGUUUCCUUUGUAUGGCGUAGCAUUAGGGCGUCAAGCGGACGUCUUGCUCUUAAGAAGAUUGUCAGCAGUCACCGGCGGAUUUUCUCAUCAGAUUCGAGUUGACCCUCAGGCAUCAACGAGAUUGAAGUCUCUGUUUGACAGGCUCAAUAAACCAGCUCUUCUUGCAUUCCAAACUACUUACGAAGGGAUAGAGGAACGCACGCUGUCUAGAACACGUUGGCCAAUUUAUAUGAACAAUUCGGAAGUUCUAAUUGCAGGUAAACGCAAGUCGCCGGAAACACCGCUUAAAGCCCAUCUAAACGGCUUAGAUGGCGAUGGACAUAACCUUUCGAAAACAACGACCAAGUGGGAUGAUAUUGGGAAUGCCAGUUUAGCAUGGGCUUAUCUAACUAUCUCUCAAUUGCUGGAUCUCACAUCAUCAGAAAACAGACGCAGAGCUCAGCGGUUGUCAUUAGAGUAUGGUCUAGUGACGCCCGUUUCCUCUUUAACGUUUCAUUCUCCUCGUAUUCAAGUGCAUCUUGAGCGUCACGAUGACUGGAACGCGCUCGAUAAAAAUUCAGGUAUGGGUGUAUUAGAUUAUCUUUGCAAAUCGAUAUUGACACUGAUGGAUAACAUUUUUUUAGCACCCUGGACGUGGUCUCCGGCACCUGGAGAGCGUCAUGACGAUUUCGCUGAGAGCGACCCACAUUUUUUGUUGAAAGCGUCAGGGGGAGCCAGUGUUUGUUUCGACGUCACAGCCGAAAACGGCACGGUCGUUCAAUUAUUGCAUGACUCCCGAAUUACGCUUAACGCUCGUCUUGUCGAAUACGAAGCCAAUCGAACGUUUUUCGGGCAAAUGGCAGCCGCAGUGGGCCGUCACAGAAUCAUAGUGACGCCGCGGAAAAUUCUCGUCGAUUCAGCGCCUUAUAGAUGGAAGAGUGUCGGAUAUAGCCUAAAUGUAUCUGCAAUAACUUCCAUCUCUGUUUCGCGUUUUCGCGUCCGUAUCAAAAUUAAAGGGGGUUCAAACAUAACUCUUUUACGCCAUCUGGCGGGAACAGAUCGUCCAGAUCAUUUGGGUAUCUAUAUAAAACGAUCCAGAUCUGACAGUCACCGAGGGUCAGGUUUACUAGCCUUUCUAAGAAGAUCACGAGUUCGAAUAAAAGAGAUGAAAAAUGAGACUGAAAUAACUUUGUUCGACGGUGAUAAACUGAUAAAGACUGUGACAGGGAAAAAAUCGGCCCGAUAUAGUCGAUUAAAAAAGAAGAGAAUAGACUGUUGUGCACACACUCGUUACUUUGACUCCGUGAUGGGAUGUUCAGCGUCUAAAUCCAUUGCACCACCAACUAUUCUACUCUCUCGUUCAGAUCAACUUUCCGAAAAACAAAAGAGUGUUAUACGUAAUACUUGGAAGAGGAUAUCGAAUGACCUAAGUGGGAGAGCGGCUAUGGUAUUCUUGAGGAUUUUCGAGUUGCAUCCGCAAAUUAAGAAUCUUUUUCCUUGCCGAGAUUUAGAAGGUGAAAAACUUCUAAACGAUCAUCAUUUUAAGGGGCAUGCCUCUAGAUUUAUGCAAGCUGUGGGGGCAGCCGUUGAUAAUCUUGACGAUAUGGAGGUUUUAUCACCCCUUCUCAUUGGUCUGGGCAGAAGACACGUUCUCUUUCAAGGCUUCAGACCGAAAUAUUGGGACGCUUUUACUGAAGCGAUUCUUUUCGUUUGGAAGCAGGAGCUAAAAUUUCGAUUCAACGGAGAUGCUCGAGAUUCAUGGCAAGCCGUUUUGAAUUUUAUCAUAAUCAAGCUUAAUGAAGGCUACAAUGAAGCAUUGAGAGAAAAAAUGGAAAAUGAAGAGAAAAAUGAAAGUAAGGCGAAUAGUUAA
This is a messenger RNA of Dimorphilus gyrociliatus, 3326 nucleotides long. NCBI's taxonomy places the organism in Eukaryota, Metazoa, Annelida, Polychaeta, Dinophilidae. The record is from the annotation of a GenBank genome assembly.